AUGACUGAGGAUGCAGCAUGGAGGCUGGAAUGCUUGGGCACGAGCGAGCUUGUGCCGCAAGGGAAAGCUAACGGAAAAAUUGUUGCAACCUCAAUUGUGUCGUUUCUUCUUCGCAAACUUGGGGUCAAGAUGAUAAAAUUUGCAGCGGCGCAAAUUUUUGGCUGGCGGUGGCGAAAGGGACAACACCAGAGCAUCCCAAGCAGCAACAUCUGGUGA
This is a messenger RNA of Chondrus crispus (carragheen), 216 nucleotides long. RefSeq lists its product as hypothetical. The record is from RefSeq and is a predicted model, not a curated record. Lineage: Eukaryota; Rhodophyta; Florideophyceae; Gigartinales; Gigartinaceae. The transcript has a single exon. Bases 1 to 216 code for a protein of 71 amino acids.